Chlamydomonas reinhardtii is the source of this 1463-nucleotide messenger RNA. RefSeq lists its product as uncharacterized. Lineage: Eukaryota; Viridiplantae; Chlorophyta; Chlorophyceae; Chlamydomonadales; Chlamydomonadaceae. Bases 96 to 953 code for a protein of 285 amino acids. The transcript is spliced from 7 exons. The record is from RefSeq and is a predicted model, not a curated record.
CCCAGCGAGCCGCUCUUCCUCGGAUUAUUAGCUGGAGAGCAUUCCUUAGCACACCAAAUAACUAUAGCCUAGUUUUUCGAACGCAGCUGGACAAGAUGGCCGACGAGAGUGCCCCUCUUACCAAGCGCGAGUUCCUCGAAAUGUCGUGUAUGAUUCUUGGGGAGAUUCUCAGCCCCCAAAUGCUCCGCCCUGCGCUGGAGGCAGCAGCAGCCAAGCUUGCAGUUCCGGAUGGCACCGCGCUGGUCAGCACGCUCCUCGCCGAGAAAGCCGCGCAAGCGGCUAAGGGCAAGGGGAAGUCAAAGAAGGCGGCGGACAACGGCGAGCAGAAGGAGAAGAAGAAGCGUGACCUGACCACGUACAACCUGUUCAUGACCUGGUUCAGCGAUUUCGCCAUGAACUACGGGCACCACCCCGCCAUUCAAAAGAUGAAGCAGGACAACCCCACCCUCAAGUACGGUGUUGCCAUGACCGGCGAGUUCUACAGGACUCUCUCGGAGGACGUCAAGAACAAGCUGAAGGAGUCGGUUGACCCGUUCAUCAAGAACUACAGCUCCGAGCACCCGGGCGAAGGCGCCAUGGCUGCCGUCCGCGCCUACGAGGCCGCGCACCCCGACAAGACCUUCUCCAAGCUGCUCAAGCUGGAGGCCAAGCAGGCCUACAAGACCGACCCCGCGAACAUGAAGCAGGAGGCCGCGACGGCGCGCAAGGCUGCGGAGGGCGGCGCCACCCCCGCGCCGGCGGCUGCGCCCCCGGUGGGCGCCACGCCCGCCUCCGCCAAGACAGGCGACGAGGAGAAGAAGAAGGAGAAGAAGCGGCGGAAGGAGGAGGAGGCGGCCAAGGAGGAGGGCGAGGAGAAGAAGAAGAGCAAGAAGGACAAGGAGGGCAAGAAGGACAAGGAGAGGGAGAAGGACGGCGAGAAGAGCACGAAGAAGGAGAAGAAGAAGGACAAGUAAAGGACGCGGCGGGCGCACGUGGCUGUGGGCGGCCUUCCAGACGCGGGGAUGGCACGGAUGGUACCACUUGACUGACGAACUACGAACACAGCCGGAUAGGUACACCUGAUAUUAAAGGUGUAGUAGGAUGGUGAUACGCCUGAUACGUUUGUCGACGAAAGGUGCUCUUGAUGCGACAGUUGGAAGCGGAGGCGGCUCGGCAAGUAUGUUAUCGUUCUCUAUACUGCAAAUCCGCUUACGGAACCCUUGUGGCCCUUACUGAAUUAGUGUGGACUCUUGGACUAACCGUUUGGAGUCUGGGAAGGCGGUGUGGGUGAUGAAAGCUUGGGAGAAACAUGUGCUCGUGUCGGGCUGGGGCAUCGGGUUUCGACUCGUAUAACGCAUGGACCGUGCCUGGCUCACAUGAAGCUGUAGACGUUGAGUAUGGUCGUCACACGUUCUCGAGCAAGCAAAGUAAAGGAAAUUAGUAACUAGACUUGACAGGGAACACUUUAAAAGUUUCUGCGUCCA